AUGACUACCCCGAACAAGACACCACCUGGUGCUGAUCCAAAGCAGUUAGAGAGGACUGGUACUGUUAGAGAAAUAGGCUCACAAGCAGUUUGGUCUCUUUCAUCCUGUAAGCCAGGAUUUGGAGUGGAUCAGUUGCGAGAUGAUAAUCUAGAAACUUACUGGCAGUCAGAUGGAUCGCAGCCUCAUUUGGUGAACAUCCAAUUUAGAAGAAAAACAACAGUGAAGACGUUAUGUAUUUAUGCAGACUACAAAUCUGAUGAAAGUUAUACUCCAAGCAAAAUCUCUGUCAGAGUAGGAAAUAAUUUUCAUAAUCUCCAGGAAAUCCGGCAACUUGAAUUAGUGGAACCAAGCGGCUGGAUUCAUGUUCCUUUAACAGAUACUCAGAAGAAACCUAUUCGCACAUUUAUGAUACAGAUUGCUGUUCUAGCUAAUCACCAAAACGGAAGAGACACUCACAUGAGACAGAUCAAAGUGUACACCCCGGUGGAAGAGAGCUCUAUUGGUAAAUUUCCUAGAUGUACAACAAUUGAUUUCAUGAUGUAUCGCUCCAUAAGAUAG
Molecule: messenger RNA, 558 nt
Organism: Tauraco erythrolophus (red-crested turaco)
Lineage: Eukaryota; Metazoa; Chordata; Aves; Musophagiformes; Musophagidae
Source: RefSeq, a predicted model, not a curated record